UGUCGUGCUAUUGAGAAGUUCGUAUCGCUCUCCGGUAACUCGCGCAAGUACGUUUACGCGCAGGGAUAAACAAAACAAUGAAUGAACAUUUCUCUCAGGAAAAGUGAAGUGUUGUGCAUCAACAUGCGGUGUUUAGUUCUGGUGACGCUACUCAUGUGCGGGUGUUCCUCUCUGCAGCACGAUACUUUUAUCGAAGAUGAAAUCCCUCCUCACGGAAAAUGUCAGAGGAUAAACAUACCUUUCUGCACCGGGAUCCAGUACAACGAGACGAUCCUGCCGAACUUGCUGGGGCAUACGACAUUGGAAGACGCUGGCAUGGAAAUUCACCAGUAUUUUCCCCUGGUGAAGAUCAACUGUAGCCCGGACUUACAGUUCUUCUUGUGUUCCGUCUAUAUGCCCGUGUGUACCAUCCUGGACCACCCCCUUCCUCCAUGUAGGUCGCUAUGCAUCUCCUCCAAGUUAGGGUGCGAGGGUAUCAUGCUGAAUUUUGGGUUCCCGUGGCCGGAUAAUUUGAACUGUGAUAAGUUCCCCGAUAAAGGGUUGGAUCCCGAGCAACCAGAACCCCUUUGCGUGGGGAACAACACGGUAUCUCCUACGCCUCCCACUGAAACUGUUCCGUAUCAUCCAGUGCCUAAAUUCAAGUCUCCUUACCACGGCAAAGAUUUCGGCUUCGUUUGCCCUGAGCAGUUCAAAGUUCCUGAGGUUCUGGAAUACUCCUUCAAAGUGGGAGACAAGACUGAGAAAAACUGUGGGGCGCCGUGUCACCUGAUGUUUUUCGAAAACAAGAGGCAGUUUUCCCGCGUGUGGAUUGGUACCUGGGCGAUACUAUGCACCGCGAGUUGCUUGUUCACAGUUUGCACCUUCCUCAUAGAUACUGAUAGGUUUCGCUACCCGGAACGGCCCAUCAUCUUCCUCUCCGUGUGCUACAUGAUGGUCGCCAUAGCCUACGUGAUAGGAUUUCUCGCGGGUGACGUGAUCGCUUGUCGGGAACCAUAUCCCAGCAAGCACGGGAUCAUCACUGAAAGUACCAUCACGCAGGGUACCAAGUACGAGCUGUGCACGAUUCUCUUUAUGGUGUUGUACUUUUUUAGUAUGGCGUCAAGUAUUUGGUGGGUGGUGUUGACUCUGACGUGGUUUUUGGCCGCUGGAUUGAAGUGGGGCCAUGAGGCCAUAGAGGCCAACUCGCAGUAUUUUCAUCUGGCUGCUUGGGCUAUACCAGCUAUCAAGACUAUCAGUAUUUUGGCUAUGGGAAAAGUAGAUGGU
Leptinotarsa decemlineata (Colorado potato beetle) is the source of this 1263-nucleotide messenger RNA. RefSeq names its product frizzled class receptor (gene fz). Gene Ontology annotation, biological process: canonical Wnt signaling pathway; non-canonical Wnt signaling pathway. Gene Ontology annotation, molecular function: Wnt receptor activity; Wnt-protein binding. Gene Ontology annotation, cellular component: plasma membrane. Lineage: Eukaryota; Metazoa; Arthropoda; Insecta; Coleoptera; Chrysomelidae. The record is from RefSeq and is a predicted model, not a curated record.